AAAAUUUUAAAUUUCAUAUGUGUAAACAAACAAAUAGCAAUAAAUAAUACAAAUAAAAUGAAAUAGAUUUGUAAAACAAUUCCUAUGUUUGUUGGCACAGUAAAUAAUGAUAAACACCACUACUUUACGCGUUCGCGAUAAGCAUCGUAGCGAAAAUGAAACUUAUUUCUUGUUGACGAAAUUCACUACUAGGAAUUUUUUGAAAUAUUUCGGAAAUGGUUAAGAUUUUAAAAAUUCCAAAUUUGAAACGAAGCAAUGGGUACAUGUUCAUGAUAUUGGGCGUCUUGGUAUCUAUCGCUGUUGUAUAUUUUACCAUUAAAAUCGUAGAGUUAAGCCAUUCAAAUCAACAUAGUUGCAUAUACAAUGAACCCAUCGAUGUGGUAUAUACUUGGGUGAAUGGGUCCGAUCCAUCAUUUAUAGAAGAAUUGAAUGAACAUUUGGAUGGCAGAGGAGGCAAAGUGGAUUCAUCUCAGCAAAGAUAUGAAGAUAAAAAUGAAUUGAGAUUUUCAUUGAGGUCACUUGAAAAGUUUGCUCCUUGGAUAAAUCAUGUGUAUAUAGUAACAAAUGGACAAAUUCCUUAUUGGUUAAAUUUGGAUAAUGACAAAAUAUCAGUUGUACCUCAUAAUGCUAUUUUCAAGGAUAAAAAUAAUUUGCCUUCGUUUUCUAGUCCUGCAAUAGAAAGUAAUUUGCAUAGAAUACCAGGCGUCUCGAAAAGAUUCAUAUAUUUCAACGAUGACAUAUUUAUAGGGCAACCUAUGUAUCUUGAGGACUUUUAUGUUGCCAAUAAAGGAUUUUUAGUAUAUUUGGCAUACAUUUUACCUAGCUGUAUCAAAAAUUGUCCGUGGUUGUACGUUGGUGAUGGACAGUGCGAUCCUGCAUGUAAUUUCGAAAUAUGCCAGUUUGAUGGUGGCGAUUGUAUUGAGGAAAAUAAGAUGCAAAAGAAUUCUGAAAUGAACAAUCUAAAUACUUAUGAACAAAUUCAAUCAUUUGCAAAUAAUUCUACCAAAGAUAAUCUAACUUCAAUGGAGCUUCCAAAAGAUAUUUGGACAUCGGUCAAAGAAAAAAUCUUAAUUGAAGGCAAUACGAGUCUCGAGGAAAUAUCCAUGGCCGAUUUGGUGGCUGCGCAUAAUAAAAGAACCCUCGAUUGGGAUAAACUUACUAAAAGAAAGAAACGAGAUGCCCUAGAAUCAAAUAAAACGAAUGAUUCUGUGAAAAGGUUUUCAAGAUCGGCUGAGAGGUUUGAUGGAUUUUUGGAAUCUCUUCUCUAUACUCAACAGAUUUUUAAUAAAAAAUAUGGAUUUAAACCUAGAUAUGUGCCUGCCCAUGCUCCAAUAUUUCUAGACAGAGACAUUUUACUAGAACUUGAAAACACCUUCCUAAUGGAAUUUGAAAUAACAGAAAGAAACAGAUUUCGGCGUAAAGAAGACAUGCAAUUUGGCUUUAGUUACUAUUAUUUCCUCAUGUCUGAAUCCUAUAAAAGAACAGCCGCUAAUAUUUUUGAUGAAUUCGACACUGAUAGUUCUAGAACAUGGUCGGACAGGGAAAUACGAAACAUCCUUACUAAAAUCUACGAAUUACCCCUCAGCUAUGAAACAGUGGACCAUUUUGAAGGGAUACUACUCAAUUGCAGCGAAUCAGGACAAUAUAGUAAGGUUGAACCACCACCAUUUGAGCGAUACGUUGAUUCGAAACUUCCUACUAUAAGCAAAGAAAUGAUCAUGGAAUGUUCAACUUUGAAGGCAUUUUUGGAAAGUAAAUUUCCAAAUGUACCAAAAUACAAGCAUCAUGCUGUUAAAGAAGCUGAGAAGUAUUAUGCUACAUUUCGUAUGUUGGUAUCUAAUGUUACAAAUGUUGUUAUAAAAUUAGAUGAAAUCAGAAAUAGAAUGACAAAAUUUGUAUGCCUAAACGAUAACCUCGACGGAACAAAACCUAACGAAAACGAACUAAUCAGAGCCAUCUUGUACGAUUUUUAUUUAUCCAUGUUUCCAAAUCCAAGUAAAUUCGAGCUUCCAGAACACGCUAGAAAUAGAUUUUUAUACGUUAACGAUUUAAACGACUGGAGAGAUCGUCAUUUUACCAUAAAAUUGAUUUUAUAUCUGACUAUAAUUAGCCUAGUUUUUUUAACGUUUUUCAGUUUUUUAAGGAAAGGUUGUUGUAUAGUGUUCACACAGCUGUUUUGCUAGCAUUUCAUGGCAGAUUUAAGAAAAACUAAAGACCAAUGAUUAGAAAGUGUAAUUUUAUCUUAAAUGUGAGUCUGCUUUAGAACUUUUAUCAUUGUUUAAUUAUGUACCUACCUCAUAUUUUCAAAGGCCAUAUACAAAUUCAUCAAAAUAACAUCGCAGUCAUAUCAUAUUUGUAUUUUUUUAUUUAAAAAACUAUGUAUUUGAAAAUUUACAAAUUAUUAAAAAUAUAAACAAUUAGCAUUUUUUUAACUAAACAAUAUCAUAAAAUAAAAAUAUAUUUAAGAGAAUCUUAUUCAAAUAGUAAUGUACUAAAUAAAAAUAAUAAAUAUACAUGAUAUGACAUAAAAUGGUUAGUCAUCAUCUUCGUCACUGUCUGGCAUUUUUCUGCCCUUCUUUUUACGGACAACUCGUUUUUUGGCAGACUUUGGAGGCGGUCUCAUGGGUCGAGCAUCUCCAUUCAAUUCAAACAUAGAAUUAAUGCAUUUUUCCAAUUCUGCUACAAUUGGCUA
This is a messenger RNA of Ceutorhynchus assimilis (cabbage seed weevil), 2692 nucleotides long. The record is from the annotation of a GenBank genome assembly. NCBI's taxonomy places the organism in Eukaryota, Metazoa, Arthropoda, Insecta, Coleoptera, Curculionidae.